AUGUGGGCGCCGUACGGGAACGGCGAGGGUGCGUUCUCGAGGUCGAACUCAUUCCGGGAAUUAGAUGGCGAUGAGGAGGAGGAGCUGCGGUGGGCGGCACUGGAGCGGCUUCCGACGUACAACCGCGUGCGGAGGGGGUUGCUUCGCAGUUCUGCGGGUGGCUUCUCCGAGAUUGACAUAUCAAGCCUUGCGUGUUCUGAUCGGACGGCUGUCAUUGAUCGGCUGCUGGCGAAAAAUGGCGAUGCUGAGGACCUCUUUGAGCGGAUUCGGCGGAGAAUUGAUGCGUAAGUACUCUUUCUCUGAGAAGGUGGCGAUGCUUUCCCACAUCAUUGUUCUCUGCUUCACCGUAAUUGUAAUCUGUUGCUGCGCCUGCAGUCAGCGAGUUCAUUUCACGUUCUUUAAUUUUUUUGUGUGAACGAAAAGGACUCAUUUACGAGAGCUGCUGUCCGUCUGGCUUGUUCAAAUGGCUGCGAUUCUCAAUGCUCUAAAUUUCUCUGUUCCAGAUUCCUCUAAGCAAUCCGUUUCAUCCUAUCCAUUUUUCCAACUGAAUUUCAUUUGAAUUUUCAGAAGUUCAAUUUUUUUUCAUGCAAACAAGUUUCCCCUUCCCCUGGAUCUUCCGUUCUCUGUCUUUGCGGGCUACUUUGCUCAUUUUGGGUAUUCUUUGCUUCCUAUUUGGUUUUGAAAUCUUCUUCCAAUUUUAUAAUUAAAUAACUUUUACUAUGACUUAUCAGAAUAUAUUUUUUAAAAGCAUUGUUGUAUUUUCUUUUCUCCACUUAUUCUCUUACAUUUUUUUGCCGCUUUACCAUCAGUUUCCAGUUUCUUCUUCGUUUUUGAAUCUUUCUUAUAGAAAAGUAUGAUUUCUUUCUGUUUUAUUCAAUUUAAAAUACAAAAUCCUGGUUUUCAUAAUUCUAUAUAUCUCUUUUUUUUCCAUCAAGAAGGAGAGACUGUUGCAGUCGCUUGAUUUUGUAAGGAGUCUUAUACGACGUGUUUUUACCGUUUAAUGUUUUGUUCAUAUUUUAUUUGUAUUAGUUCUGCUUUCCUCUCACUAUAUGUUAUCUUCUGAUUAAUCUAAUUCUUACCCGAAUUUUCCAUUAUUUUAGCUCAAUACUUUAUAGUAUUGUUCAGAAUAUUUUAUCUGAGGAAAUGGAGAUUGUUAUUUUAUUCAGAGCAGGCAGAUGUUCCUGAUAUUAUUUCUAGAACGUUGCUAUAUCUUCUUCUUUUCUUUUUUUUUCUAUGAAGGUUUUCCGUUUCAUAUUUCUUUAUCUUCGAAUAGGGUGGGGGGAGGGGGGGUUUGGUUGAAAUGAGUCUGGAGAAUAUUCUUGAUCAGAGGAAAUAUGGUUUGUGGUAUUAACCUAUCAUUUUGAGUGCCUAUAAAUUCCAUUAUAGACUCGGGUAAUGAGAUUAUUCUUCUUCUUUGCAUGGCAGCGUUGGUCUUGACCUUCCUUUGAUUGAGGUUCGAUUCCAGCAGCUGAAAGUAGAUGCAUAUAUUCACGUUGGAAGCCGUGCUUUGCCUACAAUUCCCAACUUUCUUAUUAACAUGGCAGAGGUAAGCUGGUUACUUUUGCUGCAUAAGCGUUCAUGUAGAGAACUUUGCCUUCAACUCAUACUAGACAUUCGUAGAAAAAUAGACUCACAGUAAGCCUUUCUGUCGCUAUAUUUGGUCUGAUUGAAUUAAAUAUGGAUAGAAUUGUCCAGGGCUAGUCUGGUUGAUAGAUCCUUGUUAUCUGAUCUCAUGGAACGUUGAUAUUUUGGGAGUGAUAGAGUUUAUGAUCUAAUACUAUAACCCAGUUUGUCAGGUCUUAUUUCCAGUCAAUAGUCCCAAAGUUUUUUGUUCUAAGGUUUUCUAAUUCGUCUCUCUUUAUUGUCAAGGCUCUUUUAAGGCAGCUGAAAAUUUUCUCAGGAGGAAGGAAGAAAUUGCCUAUACUGGAUAAUAUUAGUGGGAUAAUUCGCCCUGCAAGGUUAAAUAUUUCUGUACAAAAUACCCUCUCCUACCGCCAACUGAUUAUUCUAUUGUCCUAUGGGUCUCUGAUCGACUGGUCAUUUGACAGAAUGACCCUGCUUUUGGGACCUCCAAGUUCCGGGAAGACAACUUUGUUAUUGGCACUUGCUGGACGGCUUGGAUCUGAUUUACAGGUAUUGAUAUUUUUCAAUGCUCUGACAGAUUUAUGUUUCUAGAUGAUUCUAAUUUUAACAGUCAUCAUUUUGUGUUAAAUGAUAUGCCUGUCUACCCAGCAUUAUGCAUCGAAAUGUAAAAUUCUCUUGUUAAAAUAUUAGAAGGUUGGCGUUAAAUCUUAACAGAGGUGAACUCAAAGAACAAGUCUAUCCUUACAUGAGGAACACGACAAAUCUAGUUUUCAGGAAUCCAAAUAUUUUAUCAAACGAAGCGCUCCAAUUUUUCUCUUCAACCAUUUUAUGUGGAUACAACUAAUUAUCUGUCAAAAAUAGUCUAAACUUUAAUUUCAAAUAAUCUAAAUUUUCUGUUCAUCUCAAAGGUUAAUGAAACACUUUUACUUUUGAAUCUCCAUACCAGUUAUCUCUCUGAAAAAUAUGUUACGAAACCUCCAACAUAUGUAGUGGACUUAUUGCAAUUCAUUGCCCUGACUUUUACCCGAUCAGGUUCUGCAUCUGUCAACGUUUUACAUUAACUUCAAAGAUAGGAUGUUGCUUUCCUCAGCAAAAUCCCAUCAGACACAGCUUAAAAUACUAUGCCUCUCCCGUAACACUUCUCCUGUAACACUCUCAUUACCUGUUCCGUAACAAAACCGAAUAGGGUGUCAUUGGAUUGCCUCAUCCGGACACUUGAACACCAAAGAAAGCAGAGUGUGCCCAUAUUUGAUGAUCCUCAGCUUGUAUCCCUGCUUCAUUUCUCCUUCCAGGAGAGUUUUUCUCUGAGGAUUUCAGUAGAAAUAACUCGUUUUGAGCCAAAUGUUUGAAAGAUUUGACAAUACCAUACCAUAAUCAAAAGGUAAGUAAGAAAGGAGAAGUCGUCUAGCUUAGUUUAAUCCGUAUAACUUGAAUCUUCCUGUGCUGAUAUAUUUAUUAUAUCUGAUAACUUCAUUUAUCAACUGAUAAAAAUUGAGACUUUGUCUGGUUUUUUGAAAUCCAAAUGUUUUGGAACGUGUAACCCUCAUCAAAAUAUGUCCAUCUUUCACUGUCCACUUAUCAAACUGCAUUGAAUUGCAGAUGUCGGGGAGCAUCGCUUACAAUGGGCAUAAAUUGAGUGAGUUUAUUCCCCAAACGACAGCCGCUUAUGUUAGUCAGCAGGACUCGCAUACAGGAGAGUUGACAGUCAGGGAAACUCUUGAAUUUGCAGCACGCUGCCAAGGAGUUGGAUUUAAAUAUGGUAAUGCCUGAAUUAAUAAUUUGCAUGUUGUUUUACUCAUGUCUUAGUGAAACAAUCUACCUCCUGUAGAUAUGCUGUUGGAACUUGCUAGGAGAGAGAAAAACGCUGGAAUAAAGCCUGACGAAGAUAUUGAUUUAUUUAUGAAGGUAUUAAUUCUUCCAUUCAAGGUGCUUUGCUUUCUGAUAAUUCUGCCAGAUAUUCAGAUUAUUCUAAUUCCUUUUUGUUCGCAGGGAUUAGCCUUGGGUGGCCCAGAAACAAGCCUCGUUGUUGAGUUUAUUAUCAAGGUAGUAAUUUUACCUCUCUAUGGUAUCCAUUUCUCUGAAAUAUUUGUCGUUUCAUUUUAAGAGGCUUCGUUUUUUUUUUUUAACAACUGGCGUGCUUUAAUUAACUUCAGCCAUUUUCUCUGGUUUCUAUCUUUCAUUCAUAUGUACCAGUUUCAAACUGAAAGCAGUGGAAUUGGAACAGUUGUGGCCAUUUCUGAUCUAGUUUAUGGGAUGCAGUCCAAACUGACCAGUUCUCAAGGCCGUGCAUAGAGAUGCUUGAAAAUGACUACGUUAAACUAUGGUUUCUCUGUAUGCUUUACUUUAAAUAAAAGGCAUCAUGAUACAAAUUAUAUUUUCCUUUGGAGGUUGCUUUAAAAAAAAAGGAAAAAAUAAACGACUGAUGUGGGAUCAAUAGGAGCAGAUAGUUCUGUGAUUAGGACCAGCUCUGCGAGGCCGUAGAUUAGGUUUCUAACUUAAUAAGAGCGCUUAUCCGUUUAUUUUAUCGAAAAAACUACUUAUUGUGCAUUUUUUACAUUGGUGGUCAUGCUUUCCGUAGUUUUCUAAACUUCUACACCUUUUCAUGCCAAAGAUUUUAGGGUUGGACAUCUGUGCCGACACACCAGUGGGGGAUGAUAUGAUCAAAGGGAUCUCAGGGGGACAGAAGAAACGCCUCAGUACAGGUUAAUAAGAGGGUUGAUUUAUUUAUUCACAUUUUUAAAAUUUGUUCUUUCUUCCUUAGACAGUGUCUGUUGGAGUUUUAAACGAUCAAUCCGUGCGGUUUCAGGUGAACUAUUAGUUGGGCCUGCCAGAGUAUUAUUCAUGGAUGAGAUAUCGACAGGUCUCGACAGUACAACAGCAUACGAGAUCAUCAAGUAUCUUAGGCAUUCAACUCACUCCCUUGGCGGGACGACAGUCAUAUCCCUGUUGCAACCAGCUCCUGAAACUUAUGAACUAUUUGAUGACAUAAUCCUUAUCUGUGAAGGGCAGAUAAUAUACCAGGGCCCUCGUGAAGCUGCCCAGGAUUUCUUUGUAGCAAUGGGCUUCAGAUGCCCUGAGCGCAAGAAUAUAGCAGAUUUCCUUCAAGAAGUAAGUACAAUGAGUCAAAUUUUAUGAUUCGGUGAUUACUUCCGAAGCAUUAAAGCAUCUGCGUUGGCAUGUUGGUGUCAGACAAACAUGUAAACAUGUUGACCCUAGGUUCUAGGAUUUAUGUGCUAUGGUAACACCAUUGAAUUUCCUAAUACUAUUAAGACCUGGAAGUGCUUUGCUAUUUUUUUUUCCCCAUAAAUCAACAAUCUUCCUAAAAGCUUAUGCAUUAUUUUUUUGAUUUUACUGGGUGAUAAGUAUGAGAAUAUAUAUUUAAAUCCCUUCUAUUCCUUCGUCUUAUAUUUACAGGUGUUCAUUGCAUCCUGUGUAUUUGUGUUCACACUUGAUACCGCAUCUAUGUACUGAAGAUCAUAGCUCCUCACUACUUUAUGCUUUCAUUUUCUACUUAUUUUUUUAGGUCACAUCGAAGAAAGACCAGCAACAAUACUGGUAUUCUUCUGAUUGCCCAUAUCAGUAUGUAUCUGUGACAAAAUUUGCUGAGGCUUUCCGGCAUUACUGGGUUGGCAAGAAUUUGUCCCACGAUUUAGGUGUUCCGUUCAACAGAGAGAGCAACCUCCCUUCAGCCUUGUCAACUUCUACAUAUGGAAAAAAGAGAUUUGAACUUCUCAAAGUCAACUUCUCCUGGCAGUUGCUAUUAAUGAAGAGAAAUUCAUUCAUUUAUAUCUUUAAAUUCAUUCAAGUAAGUUUCUCAGUUUAUUGUUGUACCUCCCUUUGUGCUUUUGAUGUUUCAAUUAUAUUUAUUGAUAAAUUUAAAUAGUUCUCAAAGGACAUUCUAAAGAAUAAUGGAUUAAACGUUCAAUAUAUUUUCAAACUAGUAUUGAAAAGGGGUCAGUAUGAAAAUAUUCUUAGUUGAAUUCUGCAUUCGAAUUUUUUCUGAACGAUUAUUUUUAUUGAUGAUAUUUAGGUGUUAAUUAAUUAUCGUUUCAUGUUUGAUGAGUAUCUCUGUUGUAUUUGUUACUGACAUUACCGAAUAUCUAGCUUUAGUAUUAUUUAACAUCUAACGUAAUGCUAACAUAGAUGAAAAAAAGGGAUAUCUUGGAGUAGGAAAGUUAGUGCUAGAAUGUAUUCAUGGUGUCUGAAUCUGUCAUAUGUUGGCUAUGAUUUUCUGAAAUUACGGCCUUCGAUAUUAGAAAAAACUCUGGAAACUAAUGAGGUGCUAUCUUGCAGCUCCUACUUUCUGCUCUCAUAACAAUGACAGUUUUUUUCCGGACAACAAUGGAGCAUGACACGAUAGAUGAUGGAAUUGUUUAUCUUGGCGCGCUGUAUUUCGCCAUGAUAAUGAUUAUGUUCAACGGAUUCACAGAGGUUGCAUUACUGAUACAAAAGCUUCCAGUGAUCUACAAGCACAGGGACUUGCACUUCUAUCCAUCCUGGAUAUAUGCCCUUCCGUCAUGGUUGCUGACUAUUCCUACAUCUUUUCUAGAGUCUGCCCUUUGGGUUGUAGUCACAUAUUAUGUGGUUGGUUAUGAUCCCCAUAUUACGAGGUAAUUCCUUGUUUUAUGCCUCGAUGACGCCUGCAUGAAUUUUUCUGGGCAGUUCAAGUUCAGAACCUUAUUCCUACGUGCUGCACAUAUUUUUUUCUACAGGUUCCUCGGUCAGUUCGCGAUAAUUUUCUUUUUACACCAGAUGUCUUUAUCUCUCUUCCGUAUUAUGGCAUCUUUAGGUCGAAAUAUGAUUGUAGCAAAUACGUUUGGAUCUUUUGCAUUGCUGAUCGUCAUGAUUCUUGGAGGAUUUAUUCUUUCCAGAGGUAAAACUGAGAUUCUUUUUUAUUAGUUGAUAUACAACAUGCACGGGAUGCAUCCUACUGAUACCAUUUUUAAUGUUCACAGAGAGCAUCCCCGAUUGGUGGAUUUGGGGUUACUGGAUUUCUCCUCUUAUGUAUGCUCAGAAUGCAGCCUCAGUCAAUGAAUUUUUCGGGCAUUCAUGGGACAAGGUAAUGAUAUUUUGCCAGUUACAUCAGUCAUUCUAAUAUGGUUGAGCAUAAUUACUUCCCCUACAGUUAGGGAAGUAAAGGGCCGAUGUGUCCGCCUGAAUUUCUUCUGUUGUCAUCAUAUUUUCAAAGAGAAUCGUAUAACGACAAUUGAUUUAUUCUCCUUACAUAAGUUUUGGAGCCAUAUGUAGUAGCUAUAUGUAGCUAGCAUGUCUGGUCAUUUUUAUGGAGGUCUUUUUGAUUGGAUAGAAAGAUAAGCAACAAACAAGACUCGAUAGCUGAGCCAAACUUUGGUUUUGAUUUUUCCUUCUAUAUGAUAUGGAUGGCAGGGCACAUGAUACACUGACAGAGAUAUAAGAAACCUGAUAACUUUAAUGGCAGUGAAGUGUGCACUAACAUAUACGACUUUGUCAUUAUCAAACACUGGCAUGUAAUUCUCAAGUCAGUAUUUUUAUGAAGGCUAAUUGAAAAAUCCCAUCUCAUUAUGUUUCUAUUAUUUUUUUAAAUUUAUAUUAAUAUAGAGAAUACUUUUAUGCAGCUUCUUUAAGAAAAUGAAAUAGCUGGUUUGAAGACUAGUUUUCACAUUUAGAAUGUGGAAUCUAUUCAUUCUUGUCCUUCGUCCGGUGAAUUAAAACUUAGUUUCUUUCUUUCCUCGUUGUUUGAAAUACACAGUCAGCAUGCAUGUACAUGUUUAUGAUCGCAUGUGUAGCUCAAGCGAAGUUCAAACUAAUGGUUUGUGUUGUUGCAGAUGAUUCCGGGUUAUAAUAUAAGAUUAGGUGAUGCUGUUCUGAAAGUCUUUGGUUUGUUUCCAGACAGAUACUGGUUUUGGAUUGGUUUAGGUGCCUUGUUUGGGUACAUUGUGCUAUUCAACAUUCUCUUCACUAUCUUCUUGACAUGUCUCAACCGUAAGUUCUGUUUUGUAAAACUGUCAUAUCAUAUUCAACUUAAAAGAAAUACUUGGAAAGGAUUCUUAUAUUUCCUUAUUUUAUAUAUUUCUUGCAGCCUUGGGAAAACAACAGGCAGUCGUGUCCAAAUCAGAGCUCAGAGAUAGGAAAGAUAAGAGAAGAAAUGGGCAAGCUCUUGUUGAGCUUGGAUCCUGCAUCCGUUCAGGUAAACUAACAAAAAAGUAGCAAUGUUACUCUCAUUCGAAGAUAUCACUUGAGUACUUCAUGAAUAUGAAGUCCCCUCUCUCAACAUGUUGUCCUCAAAUUUUUAAAGUUUCAUGAAAUUUCGUUGCAUUCAACUUGUGUCUUUGCCCAGUGAUAUCAAAGUAGGAGCUUACUGGUUCAACAAUUUGGCCUCGAGUUGUCCAUUAAUUUCUGAACGUUUCUCUGCUACAAUUGACAGAGGGAGAGAAUGAAAAACAGCGAGGGAUGGUUCUUCCUUUUCAACCUCUAACCAUGUGCUUCAGCAAUAUGAAUUACUAUGUCGAUGUACCAGUGGUAUGCAUGUCACUCCAUUGAUUCUAUGCUGUUCAUUCAGAGUUUUCUUUUCCCACAUAUAUAUAUAUAUAUAUACUUUUUUUUAAAUUUCUAACAGGAGCUCAAGAAGCAAGGCAUUCUAGAAGAUCGACUACAGCUGUUGGUUAAUGUGACUGGUGCAUUUAGGCCGGGAAUUCUUACUGCUCUUGUUGGGGUCAGUGGUGCUGGUAAAACUACUCUCAUGGAUGUUUUAUCUGGUAGAAAGACAGGUGGGAUCAUAGAAGGAAAUAUUACCAUCUCUGGUUAUCCUAAAAACCAAGCAACAUUUGCUAGGAUCUCUGGUUAUUGUGAACAAAACGAUGUUCAUUCUCCAUGUGUGACCAUUCUUGAGUCACUUCUGUACUCAGCGUGGCUGCGGUUGCCAUCACAUGUUGAUGCGGUUACUCAAAGGGUAAGAACAAUAAAAUAAAAUAUAAUCAUCAUUUUAGCGUAAUUUUCGUUUUUAUAUAUUUUUUAAAUAAUCAUUUCGUGGACGUAUCCGCAGGCUUUUGUCGAGGAGGUGAUGGAACUUGUGGAACUCACUACACUAAGUGGUGCCCUAGUUGGUCUACCAGGGGUUAAUGGGUUGUCCACCGAGCAACGCAAAAGAUUGACGAUUGCUGUGGAGCUUGUUGCCAAUCCCUCUAUUGUCUUCAUGGAUGAGCCGACAUCAGGAUUGGAUGCCAGGGCUGCUGCCAUUGUGAUGAGAACUGUGAGGAAUAUUGUGAACACUGGUCGAACAAUAGUGUGCACCAUCCAUCAGCCAAGCAUUGACAUUUUUGAGUCUUUUGAUGAGGUCUCUCUCUCUCUCUCUCUCUCUCUCUCUCUCUCUCUCAAUGUUUAUAUAUAUAUAUACUUGUAGCAUUUUUUCCACUGUAUUACUAUCUUAUCCAAAAUUGUGUCCUGUGCUUUAUGGCAUCAUCUGGGUUUUUGCCAGAACCUAGUGGUCAUUGCAGAGGAGUUCCUCUGAUAGUUAGAAUUUCUUUUCAUUUUGCACGAUCUAACUCAUGCUUCUUUGUUUGCAUUUUUUGAUGCAUUUUUUUGUUUGCCAUUCAUGUAAACGACAUGGCAGGGAUUAUUGACCGAAAUAAUGACAACCUCUGUGCAUGCAUUUUUGUUCAAUGUUGUCCUAAGUAGUUGUGAAUUCCCGUCUUACAGCUUCUGUUUAUGAAACGUGGAGGAGAGCUUAUUUAUGCCGGGCCUCUGGGUCACAACUCCUGCGAGCUUAUAGAGUUUUUUGAGGUCAGUGGGUCCUCGAUCUCUGACCAAUCCAAGCUAUCUUUGAACUUGAUUCUAUUUAUUGCUUCUCUUGAGAUCAUUAGCUUCACCACAUACUGUAAUGUCUGAUUCAAUGUGCCAUGUUUUGGUCUGCUAGGCUAUUGAGGGAGUGCCUAAAAUCAAAUACGGAUGCAACCCAGCUGCAUGGAUGCUCGAAGUAACCACUCCUGUGAUGGAGAAUCAAUUACGCGUGGACUUUGCGGAACAUUACAGAAGAUCAAAUCUAUUCAGGUAAGCAUAUUCGUUGACUGCAUCUUCUGUGAUUUUUGUUACCCGUCUAUUCCCUGAGCAAAAUCCAUGUGGGUUCAGGCGAAACAAGGAGCUAGUUGAGAGUCUGAGCAAGCCGGCGAUUAAUGCAAAGGAGUUGACUUUUCCCACCAAGUAUUCUCUCUCCUUUUUUUCUCAGUUCCACGCUUGCCUCUGGAAGCAGAACCUAUCAUAUUGGCGGAACCCUCAGUAUACCGCCGUUCGCUUCUUCUACACCGUUGUCAUUUCCUUGAUGUUCGGAACAAUAUGUUGGAGAUUCGGUGCUAGAAGGUAAAGUCAAUCUUCCAUAUUCUCUCUCUCUCUCGACCCUUGGUCUCACAUGAUUCUAUCUAUGGCCGCGAUGCUCCACAGGAACACCCAGCAGGACGUCUUCAACGCCAUGGGAUCCAUGUACGCGGCCGUCCUGUUCCUCGGCAUCACCAACGCCACUGCCGUCCAGCCCGUGAUCUCCGUGGAGAGGUUCGUUUCGUAUCGAGAGAGAGCGGCGGGGAUGUACUCAGCCCUCCCUCUGGCAUUCUCCCAGGUCCGAUCUGCCGCCAUCUCACAACCCCCCCGGUCGCGCGACUCUCUGCUUGACCGCGGCUUUCUUCUGUGCUCCUCAGGUUGCGAUCGAGUUCCCGUACGUGUUCGUGCAGACGCUGAUCUACGGCACCAUCUUCUACUCUCUGGCGGCGUUCGAAUGGUCCCCGGGCAAGUUCUUCCUUUACCUAUUCUUCCUGUACGGCACCAUCAUGUACUUCACCUUCUUCGGGAUGAUGACGACCGCCAUCACCCCGAACCACAACGUGGCGCCGAUCAUCGCCUCCCCGAUCUACACCAUGUGGAAUCUCUUCAGCGGGUUCAUGAUCACCCGCUCGGUAAGAUCUCUGCUGCCCGCGUCCCCCCGCGAUGCGCGAAGAGCACGGACGGACGGACCCAUGAAACUUUUGCUGUUUGUCGUUCUGCCGGUUGCAGAGGCUGCCGAGCUGGUGGAGAUGGUACUUCUGGGCGAACCCGGUCUCUUGGAGUCUCUACGGGCUGUUGACUUCGCAGCUCGGGGACAGCGACCGGCUCAUCACGCUCGCCGACGGCUUCCGCGUGGUCCCCAUCAAGGUCUUCCUCAAGGACCACUUCGGCUUCCACCACGACUUUCUCGGCGUCGUCGCCUUCAUGGUUGUCUUCUUCGGCGCCCUCUUCGCCGUCAUUUACGCCCUCGCCAUCAGAUACCUCAAGUUCCAGAAGAGGUAA
Spirodela intermedia is the source of this 10872-nucleotide messenger RNA. NCBI's taxonomy places the organism in Eukaryota, Viridiplantae, Streptophyta, Magnoliopsida, Alismatales, Araceae. The record is from the annotation of a GenBank genome assembly.